This is a messenger RNA of Zasmidium cellare ATCC 36951, 1368 nucleotides long. RefSeq lists its product as uncharacterized. The record is from RefSeq and is a predicted model, not a curated record. Bases 1 to 1368 code for a protein of 455 amino acids. Lineage: Eukaryota; Fungi; Ascomycota; Dothideomycetes; Mycosphaerellales; Mycosphaerellaceae. The transcript has 5 exons.
AUGCUCCUCUCGCACAUCCUCCCAUCGCUCGCCCUCUACGCCAUCGCAAAGGCUGCUCCGUCGCCCCUGCAAGCCCGUCAAGAGCGCGUCGAGCACAUCAAAUGGACCAGCUGCGGAAGCAUCCAGGGGUUAGAUAUCCAGUGCGGGACUCUGGCAGUGCCGCUCGAUUAUACCGAUCCUGCAUCAAACAGAACCCUCAAAUUGGUGUUGCGCAAAAUACCUGCUGCGAAUGCCCCUUCGAAAGGCAGCAUUCUGCUGAACUAUGUGGGCCCUGGGCUGAGUGGUCUCGAAGGCUUAUCGAUCUUCGGACCGCAGCAGUUGAAUAUUACAGGAGGGAACCACGAUCUGAUCGCCUUCGACCCCAGAGGAACCGGCAAUGACAGCUUGCGAUUCACCUGCUACGACACCGAACAGGAGCGAGUCCUCGCACAGCUGAACGACAGGCCGCUCUUCAACUCAUCAGACGUCGCGCCGGGCGAAGCCUGGGGACUCGGAAGGCUCCUAGCGAACGACUGUGGCAAGGCACAGAAUCAGACUGGCGAGCUUGUUGGUACAGCAUUUACGGCUCGCGAUAUGAUGGCGAUUGUGGAUGCCCUGGACGAGGAUGGCUUGCUUCGGUAUUGGGGCCUGAGUUACGGUACGAUUCUCGGAGCCACCGUCGCCAAGCUCUUCCCAGGAAGGAUGGACGCGAUCAUCCUCGAUGGCGUCGUGAAUGUUCGCGAAUACUACCAGGGCUCCGAGACAAUCGAAGGCUUCACGGACGCAGAAGCAACCUUCGAUAUCUUCCUCGACGCCUGCAUCGCAAACCCCGUCCAGUGCCCUCUCGCCCGCAACAGAACCUCGUCACAACUCAAGAACGCCAUUUUCGCGCGUCUGGAACACAUCAAAGCCCACCCGCUGCCGCUGCUUCAGCAGAAACUUCUCCUGAACUACGCCACGGUCAAGAGCCUCAUCUAUAACAAUCUAUGGUUCCCGAGUCUCUGGCCUAGCUUCUCCAUGACACUCGACGCCCUGCUCACCAACAACGUCACUGCUUUCGAAAAGGCUUUCGAGUCGCAGCUGGGACUACUAGGAGUAGGCUUCGGCACCGAGUCCCGCUACGGCGUCGAGUGCAGCGACAUCCUGACGAGGAAUCCCGUGCUGUUCAUCGGGAAUUCGGUCGAUCCUACCACGCCCUUGGUCUCGGCGUGGAAUGUUAGUGCUGGGUUUAGGGGGAGCGUUGUGCUUCGGCAGGAUGGGGUUGGGCAUACGUCUUUGGCGCAAGCUUCGGUGUGCACGUCGAAUGCGAUCGCGGCAUACUUCAACCACGGCUCACUUCCUGCGCCGGGCACCGUGUGUCCCGUGGACGUGGGUACAUGGUCAUCGUGA